Messenger RNA from Ostrinia nubilalis (European corn borer), 891 nucleotides. RefSeq lists its product as uncharacterized. The record is from RefSeq and is a predicted model, not a curated record. Bases 415 to 891 code for a protein of 158 amino acids. NCBI's taxonomy places the organism in Eukaryota, Metazoa, Arthropoda, Insecta, Lepidoptera, Crambidae. The transcript has 2 exons.
UCGCGAACAUCUCGCUCGGCUCAUGCAUGUGUUUUCGAACGCCUCACGAGUUUUCACUCACUUUUCAGUUACCGAACGCAAAAACGUCACUUGACGUAUUUGGCGGCUGAAGUGAAAAAUUUUCGGACUUGAAUUUUUAAUAAUUUCAGUAUACAAAUUCUUGACCAACCAAAAUUGUGAUAAAGUGAAGUUAUUUGUGCAUGUACCGUUACAAAGUGGCUUUUCGGUAUUAGAAAUUUGACGUUUCCCUGUUGUGAGUCUGCGCUGCGACUGUAAACAUUGCGUAAAAAUUAUCGUGAAUUAAACUGUUUUGUUAUCGGCUCAAUACAUUUAGUGCCCGAUAAAUGUGCAGCCACUAAUCCGCGAGUGACCUUAAUCGAGUUACCAACAAGUUGUCGAAAAAUGACCUUCUAAAUGAAGGAGUCGUAUCCUGAGGAUAUUAUGCUUUGCUUUGUGCAAGGUUUCGGUGAUGGUGAGCAAUACAUCAAAGGUCGAGCAAUAGCGGAGUGCGAUGAGACAGAUUCUUGUCGAAAAUCGCCUAAGAAGAAGCAGCAAAACAAAAGAGUAUCGCUGCCCGUGAUCAGGAAUAAGUCUGAGGAGUUUAAAUCUAAGAAAUCAGACGGUGUAAUCACAGGGAAGUCUUUGCGGUUAUCUUCUGGUGACCAGCUGGCAAAUUUACCCGAAGUGAAGAGGAGCUUCAGUGAUCGCUUCGCGCUUGUAACCGAUGUGAGCGGGAAGAGGCCUGCGAGAGCUCUGUUGACCAUACGGAAGACUUGGUCAACCGGGAACUUCGCAGCGGGAGCGGCGGGUGGCGGGUGCGGGGCCCCGCGCUCCGCCCCCGCCACCCCGCUGCAACUCGAGCCUCACCCCCGCACCAAACAUGAUAAGUGA